AUGGCAAAUUCAAUCAUAAUAACCCUUUAUUUGUUGGCAUUCUCUUGUUUUGCCUUGUACACUCCAGCAUCCUCCAGCAGUAACCAAACAGAUUUGCUUUCGUUGCUUGCCUUGAAAGAAGCCUUAAGUGUCGAUCCAAACGGAGCUCUAAACUCAUGGAAUCGAUCUACAAACUUCUGCACGUGGAACGGAGUCACAUGCGGUCGGAGGCACCCGAAUAGAGUUAUUGCCAUAAACUUGGAUUCUCAAGGCUUGAUGGGAUCACUUUCACCUCAUAUAGGUAAUCUUUCAUUCCUUAGAAAAAUCAAUCUCGGAAAUAAUAUUUUCAAUAGCCGAAUUCCCCAAGAAUUCGGUAUUUUAAGAAGACUUGAAUAUAUAGAAUUUAGCAACAAUUCGUUCAUGGGAAGAAUAGUGCCUGAAAAUAUUUCCCAAUGGAGAAAUCUAGUUUAUCUUAACUUGAUAAACAACAAUCUCUCUGGACCUAUACCUCCAGAAAUCCAAUUUUUGGAGAAACUAAGAGAUAUAGGCUUGGGUAAGAACAAAAUUUCGGGGCCAAUCCCUCAUUUUUUUGGAAACCUAACAUCUCUAAGAACCCUUUAUUUAAGGUCUUGCGGCCUUGAAGGAGAAAUUCCGCAGUCAUUUUCCCAACUUGAAGGACUGAGUUAUAUUAAUUUGGGUGACAACAAUCUCAUAGGCACUAUUCCUUUAGGUAUGUUCAAUAUAUCAACUAUCAAGCAAUUUGAAGUUGAUUUUAAUGAUAUUCAUGGAACCAUACCCUCUACUAUAGGCCUAACUCUCCCUAAUCAGAAGCUUCUAGUCUUGGGAAAAAAUCAAUUUAGUGGGCGUGUUCCGAUCUCCCUGUCGAAUGUUUCCUCCCUUGAAUUAUUGGUUUUGUCAGUUAAUAAUUUUAAUGGGAUAAUGCCAAGGUUUGGGGGACUUUCAAAUCUUGAUUCUUUAUAUGCUGCAGAAACCUUGAUUGAAGAUGAUAUUAGUUUCAUUUCAUCGUUAACUUACUGCACAAGCCUACGAGUUCUUGAUUUAGGAGAUAACCCUUUAAUUACUGGUUCAAUUCCGGACACAAUUGCGAAUAUGUCAACCCUUUUUGAUAGACUAGGAAUUUAUGGUACUCAAAUAGUUGGAAGGAUUCCUGCAGGCAUCGGAAACCUUAUUUGUCUCACGCGCUUACAACUUUCUUACAACAACCUUGAGGGUCCUAUUCCUUUGAGCAUCGGUAGACUAUUUAAUUUGCGCGUUCUUAACUUGGAAGAUAACAGAAUUACAAGUGAUGCACCGUCCGCAUUUGGAAACUUGACUUUGUUGUACUCUCUAUCCUUGCAAAGAAACAACUUCUCUGGAAUUAUUCCCACGAGUCUUGCUAACUGCACCAACAUGCGAGAAUUAGAUCUUUCUCGAAACAACUUCAUUGGCCCAAUACCCCGAGAGAUUCUUAUUCCCACCAGUUUUGUUUUCUUGAAUUUGUCUUACAAUGCACUCACGGGUUCGAUUCCAGAGGAAGUUGGUUCACUGACAAAGGUGGAAGUUUUAGAUUUUUCUAAUAAUAGACUGUCUGGACUUGUUCCAAACUCUUUAGGGAUGUGCAAUAGUUUGGAAUGGCUACAUUUGGAGGAUCUCUUACACGCAACAAAUGGAUUUUCCGAGUAUAAUAUUUUAGGUCGUGGGAGAUUCGGAUCUGUUUACAAAGGCAUUAUUGAUAAUGGCCACACGUUUUUAGCUGUGAAAAUUCUUAAUCUUUUUGUAAAAGGAGCUUCUAAGAGUUUCAUGGCGGAAUGCAACGCACUGAGUGGCAUAAGACACAAAAAUGUCGUGAAAAUGUUGAGUGUUUGCGAAAGCGUUGACUUCCAAGGAAACGAUUUCAAAGCAUUGAUUUACGAAUUUAAGGCUAAUGGGAGUUUGGAUAAAUGGUUGUACUGCAAUAGGGAACAAGAGAAAGGUCAAUCUGAAACCCAACUUAGAUAUCUUGACAUUAAACAGAGGCUCAACAUUGCUAUUGAUAUUGCUCAAGCAGUUGAGUAUCUCCAUUGUGGUACUAAUUCAACAAUUGUUCACGGCGAUUUGAAACCAAGUAACAUUCUUUUGGAUCAAGAUAUGACGGCUUACGUUGGUGAUUUUGGAUUAGCAAAGAUUAUUUCAAGCAUACAUUCAUCGCAAGAAAGUAGUGGCACAAUUGGAAUAAGGGGUACCAUUGGCUAUGUCCCUCCAGAAUAUGGCACGAGUAACACGAUCACAACAAAAGGCGAUGUGUAUAGUUAUGGCAUCCUUGUAUUGGAGAUGUUCACAAACAGAAGACCAACAGAUGAUUCAUUUAUGGAUCAUGUCAAUCUUCAUAAUUUUGUUGUCGCAGCGUUACCGGAUCGUGUAAUGGAAAUUGUGGAUUCUCUCAUUAGAAUAGGCCCUCAUCAAAAUAGUAGUAAGAUCGAGGAUUUUAUGGCUUCUAUUAUCAGCAUUGGAGUCUCGUGUUCAAAGGAAGUGCCGAGAGAAAGAAUGUUGAUGAAAGAUGUUAUUAAUGAAUUGCAAAAGAUUCAAAAAGAAUUAUGUGGCUGA
This is a messenger RNA of Erythranthe guttata (spotted monkey flower), 2562 nucleotides long. NCBI's taxonomy places the organism in Eukaryota, Viridiplantae, Streptophyta, Magnoliopsida, Lamiales, Phrymaceae. The record is from RefSeq and is a predicted model, not a curated record.